CGACCCAGGGGUUUGUGAGAUCCUUGUUGUGUGAGGAGUCAAACAGCAUCAGUCAGAAGAACAGAAACAGGAUGUUUAAACUCUUGCUGCUCCUGUUGGCUGUGGCUGGUCUGCAUGCAAGGCCACUGCAUCGGCUGCCAAAUGGUAAACUGAAGCAAAUCAGCCCUGAAACGCUUCAUGAUGAACACAGAGACAACUCAGUUCUGAAGGACAUCAAAAACACAGACCAGAAGCCCAGGAAACAGAUCCAAGUUCCAGCAGAGUUCUGCAGGCAGGGGACAGAAGCUUCCAGACGCUUCCUGAUGGACCUGAACACAAAGAUGCUGAAACACACUGGGGAAACCAACACAAGACUUUCUGCACCAUUGGAUGCGUUCAGACAAGGCACUGAAAACCAGCUUGCCGUCCUUCAGGAUCUCAGAUCGCGUCACAAGAUUAGUCCACAGUACAGCAUUCAGAGCGAAAAACACGAGCAGAGGAACAUUCCUGUUGAGGUCUACAGACAAGGCACUGAACCGUCCAGAAACCUCCUGAUGGACUUGAACACUGGUCUACUUAAAGAACAGAGAAACCAGAUGGACAGGAGAGUAGCAGGCUCAGCUAAAUGGGCAGUGGUUUCUGAGCAUGAAGACAUAAACAGCCAAGACUCUUCUGAGCAGAAGGAAAACCACAGAGCAGCUCCUGUUGAGGAUCGCAGGCAGGGAACAGAACCUUCCAGAAGAUUCCUGAUAGACCUGAACACUGGGAUGCUCAAGGAGGAAGAAAGUGAGAUGAACAGAAGAGUUUCUGGCUUCUAUAAUCCUGCCGCUGUCGAGAAAAGGCAGGGAACAGAACCUUCCAGACGCUUCCUGGUGGACGUGAACACUGGGAUGCUCCAACACAACGUUGGUGAAAUGAACAGAAGAGUUUCUGGCUUCUACAAUCCUGCACCUUAUGAGGUGAGGAUGGGAACCCAGAAUUCUCACAGCACGCUGGUGGAUCCCAGAACUGGACAGCUGCUGCCGACACUGACAGAGCUGCAGAGGAGCACAGCGCCCUUGGAUGAGUUCAGACAAGGCACUGAGUAUCAGCCGAGCACCCUACAGGAGCUCAGACUGAACAUGAUGCACAAACAACCUUCCAGAAACACCCUGAUGGACCUGAACACCGGUCGACUCAAAGAACAUCACAUCUCAGCUAAAUGGGCAGUGGUUUCUGAGCAUGAAGACAUAUACAGCCAAGACUCUUCUGAGCAGAAGGAAAACCACAGAGCAGCUCCUGUUGAGGAUCGCAGGCAGGGAACAGAACCUUCCAGAAGAUUCCUGAUAGACCUGAACACUGGGAUGCCCAAGGAGGAAGAAAGUGAGAUGAACAGAAGAGUUUCUGGCUUCUACAAUCCUGCCGCUGUUGAGAAAAGGCAGGGAACAGAACCUUCCAGACGCUUCCUGGUGGACAUGAACACUGGAAUGCUCCAACACAACGUUGGUGAAAUGAACAGAAGAGUUUCUGGCUUCUACAAUCCUGCACCUUAUGAGGUGAGGAUGGGAACCCAGAACUCUCACAGCACGCUGGUGGAUCCCAGAACUGGACAGCUGCUGCCGACACUGACAGAGCUGCAGAGGAGCACAGCGCCCUUGGAUGAGUUCAGACAAGGCACUGAGUAUCAGCCAGUCAUCCUACAUGAGCUCAGAUUGAACAUGAUGCACAAAAAGGAAACUGAAACUCUCUGAUGGAGCUGAGCAUCAGUGUACUCUAAUGACAACAAAAUUUGAUGAGUUUAGACAAGGGCACAAGUACCAGCUGAACACCCUGCAAGAGCGCAGUCUGCACAAACAUUUUAAUGAAACGAGAGAGCCUGUAGCCCAGAAUUGGUUAGCAUUUUCUUAUCAUCAAACAUUAUCUUUGCUGGCUGAAUAAAAGACAUUAAGUUGCAAAACUUUUAAUUUUGCUUGUCAUCAUUUAAACAUGUUUGUACUUUGGGCUAUUAUUAAGUUGUAUAACACCAUUAAAAAAUGAUCGAAGGUCAUCGCAUUAUUGUGCCAAAAGCAAAACUGGCGUCAUUGCAAUCACUGCUGAAAUGCAAAUUGAUACUCUGAUACGUUCUGAUGGACAGUGUUUGUACCUUAUGAUUUGUGAUUGUCUAUCUGUAUUCAGACCAACCUCAUACACAUAGUUACAUCUACACAAUAAAUGCAUUAACAAAA
Danio aesculapii is the source of this 2183-nucleotide messenger RNA. RefSeq lists its product as uncharacterized. Lineage: Eukaryota; Metazoa; Chordata; Actinopteri; Cypriniformes; Danionidae. The record is from RefSeq and is a predicted model, not a curated record. The transcript has 13 exons. Bases 72 to 1709 code for a protein of 545 amino acids.